UCGCGAUUUGCUUUGGUGCCGAAAACAUGAAGUUGUUCAAGUUCCGCUUCGCCAUUGCGACCCUUUUGCCUUUGGUCCCAGCCGCACUUGCAGCAAUCAAGUCCUCAGAGGAUAGUAGCGCCAUUAAUAUUUCCAACGAUCGCCUCUCAUUUUCGGUCGCUAAAAGCUCGGGGUCCGUAUCCAAACUUUCACUCGAUGGUCAGAAUUUGCUAGGCACUGGUCGGGGUCCGUAUCUUGACUGCCAUUGCGUCGACAGUGGAUUUUGGACUCCAGGUAAUGGCGCCACUUACAAGCUAUUCAAAGGUACAGAUGGUGCUGGGCAGGAAUAUGCGGGCGCGAUGAUGAGCCACGACUACCAAAACACAGGCAAGGUGCUGGAGCAGUACUGGUUCCUGCGCAAUGGCGAAACAGGCAUGCAUGUCUUCGCGCGUGCGUCGUACAACAAUUCGCGUGUACCGAGCGGUGGCGACCUGGGCGAGAUGCGUCAAUUGUUCCGGCCAACCUCUACACUGUGGACACAUCUGUCGUCAAGCGAUGAAAUGUAUGGGCCCAUACCAGACACGAGCGGUGCUCCGACAGUACAAGAUGCCUCUUGGUAUGUAGGCGGUAAGAAGGAUCAUCCUUAUGUCAAACAGGUCUCAGAUUACUUUACCAAAUACAUGUUUUCAGAGGAAUGGCGGAACCAGAUUGCGCAUGGCAUGUAUGGAGACGGCAGCAAGAGUAACGAUGGAUCGGCAUUCGGCGCAUGGCUAGUCAUGAACACGAAGGACACUUACUUUGGGGGUCCAACGCACUCUGAUUUGACCGUGGACGGAAUCGUGUACAACUAUCUCGUCUCAAACCAUCAUGGGAACGGCGUACCUGAGAUGACCAACGGUUUCGAUCGUACUUUUGGGCCGCAAUACUAUUACUUCAACAAGGGCGCAAAAGGAACGACCUUGCAGCAGCUACGCAGCGAUGCGGCAAAGACCGUGACCACCAACUGGACUCCGUUUUACGACUCGAUUGCCCAACAUGUCCCCAAUUUGUUGCCAUCUUCCCGCCGCGGAAUUUUCCAAGGCACUGUGUCCCUUCCUAAGGGUGCUACCCGCGCGGUGGCCGUUCUUGCUCUCAGUGGUGCCGACUUCCAGGACAACAACAAAGAUAGCAGAGCGUAUCAGUACUGGAGUGAGAUAGAGAGCACCGGCUCUGUCACUAUACGUUCGGUGAAAGCUGGCACAUACCGCCUAACCAUCUACGCCGACGGAAUCUUUGGCGAAUACACACAGGACGGGGUUGAUAUAAAAGCUGGGCAGACUCAUGCAGCCACAGUGACUUGGGCUUCUGAGACCGCUGGCACCGAGCUCUGGCGCAUCGGCACGCCAGACAAAUCUUGUGGCGAAUUUCGUCAUGGAAACGCGAAAAGCACCUCGAAGACCCUCGGCAUGCGCGAAUACCGCGAGUACUGGGCCGUUCACGAUUUCCCGAACGACUUCCCGAACGGUAUUAAAUACAAAAUUGGUACUUCGGACCUCACCAAAGACUUCAACUACGUGCACUGGAGCGUGUUUGGGGGCAAAGCGAACUAUAUUCGCAAAGAUCCGUACUACACCAACGUCAACAACUGGACAAUCGCAUUUGAUGUGACACCACAACAGAUUGCCGGAAAGACGAAUGCAACGCUCACAAUUCAGCUCGCGGGUGUCAAGACCUCCGCCGGCAAUAACGACCAUGCCGAUAAAGCGUGGAACGACUUGCCAUAUACUGUUGUUGUCAAUGGAAAACAGCUUCCCACCUGGACUAUUCCAUCACAGCACUCUUCAAGCUGCGCCGUACGCAGCGCAGCGACAUGUUAUACAACGGGGCAUAAAUUUGAGUUCAAUGCCGGCUUCCUGAGAGAGGGUGGGAAUGAGAUGAUACUGAGUUUGCCGGCGAAGGCAACAGCGCCUGAGGAUGCGGUACUACCAGAGAGUGUUUACUUGCAGUAUGAUGCGCUUCGGCUAGAAGUCGCAUGA
Molecule: messenger RNA, 1994 nt
Organism: Periconia digitata
Lineage: Eukaryota; Fungi; Ascomycota; Dothideomycetes; Pleosporales; Periconiaceae
Source: the annotation of a GenBank genome assembly